Staurois parvus is the source of this 368-nucleotide messenger RNA. NCBI's taxonomy places the organism in Eukaryota, Metazoa, Chordata, Amphibia, Anura, Ranidae. The record is from the annotation of a GenBank genome assembly.
CGGACUGGAAGGGGGGGAAAGUGUCCGGACUGGAAGGGGGGGAAAGUGUCCGGACUGGAAGGGGGUGAAAGCGUCCGGACUGGAAGGGGGGUGAAAGCGUCCGGACUGGAAGGGGGUGAAAGUGUCCGGACUGGAAGGGGGGAAAGCGUCCGGACUGGAAGGGGGGGAAAGCGUCCGGACUGGAAGGGGGUGAAAGUGUCCGGACUGGAAGGGGUGAAAGUGUCCGGAAUGGCAGGGGGGAAAGUGUCCGGACUGGAAGGGGGGAAAGUGUCCGGACUGGAAGGGGGGAAAGUGUCCGGACUAGAAGGGGGGUGAAAGUGUCCGGACUGGAAGGGGGGAAAGCGUCCGGACUGGAAGGGGGGUGAAAG